This is a messenger RNA of Alternaria viburni, 1197 nucleotides long. RefSeq lists its product as uncharacterized. NCBI's taxonomy places the organism in Eukaryota, Fungi, Ascomycota, Dothideomycetes, Pleosporales, Pleosporaceae. The record is from RefSeq and is a predicted model, not a curated record. The transcript has a single exon. The coding region runs from base 1 to 1197 and encodes 398 amino acids.
AUGUCUGACACGCUGGGCUCAUUUGGCAUGCCGAGGAGGAUGUCUAUUCGAAAACCUUAUCAGCGUCGCCAGUCAAACACAUGGCGCGCAAUAGAGGAGUCAUGGGAAGAAGAUGUCGACUAUAUCUACGACAACGCUCUAGAAGCUGACUGUGACUUCGAAUGGGAUCGAGUAUCUGAUGACGGUGUUCGCUGUUGCGACACUCCUUCUGCUGAGCAAGCCAAUCGUCGCAACUCCAGAAUCACUUCCGCUGAUCGAGAGCGUUUCGCCUCUGACAAUUUCCGCUCAUCUUUGCUGGUUCCCAGCACAUCGAGUGUGCCAGAACUGGUUCCGACAUCUGCGAUAUCCACAUCCACCCUCAGCACUGGCCUCCCACCGACACCCUCAGGAUUCUUCCAUGCCAACCGUUUCAGUGGCGACACUGGCUUCAUGCUAAGCCCGUCCCUUCUUGUCCCGCAGGAAUACAAGGAUACACGAGAAGUCACAUAUGAGGACUUGCUUGACGAGUACGCCGCGUCCGACCGGCACUUUCCAAUGCUCGACGCCGGUCGAAGCACGACGAGCUCGGCGCGUAGCAGUCACGUCCGACUAAGUAGGCGAAGCUCUUACGACAGCAGCCUCAUGUCCUCUUCUCAGAGCUGCGGUCUUUGGAGCUCCCCUGUGAGGCGCUCGGCAAGCUCUGCCGGCAGUGUCCCAGAGCUGAUUCCGUCCCGUCGUAGCCGCAAGUCGCUUGGCUUCAGUCUUGCAGCCGACCAGUUUUCAGAGCAGAUUGCGUUCCUUAACGAAGACAAAGAGGACGAUGACAUUACGCCACCAGGGCGUACCCUAGAAGGGCGAACAUUCUUCGCUUCAGACGACGAAGCGCCUCAAGAUGAGGAGCAAUCUCGCAGCUCCAUUGAGACCGAGCUCAGAGCCUCGCUUGAUUUGGCUCGACGUGGCUCACAGCGUGCCAAUCACUCUACUGUCGAAGAGGAGCUCAAGUCGUCGCUCGACCUUGCGCGCCAAGGGUCGCAGCGUUCCACCCGUGCACCAGCGCGCCAGCACAAACCCGCCCUGUCUGAAGGUGCCGCCAAGUUCCUUUCCGUCUCUGCUCCGAAGGAGGAUCAACCAACCAAGCCACGUAACCGCGCAGCGACCACCGCGCAGUCUCGCUCCCCUAUGUUGUCUCUCUUCCCGACACCCCCACGCAACAUAUAA